Daphnia pulex (common water flea) is the source of this 2404-nucleotide messenger RNA. Its product is annotated as extensin-2-like. The transcript has 5 exons. The coding region runs from base 79 to 999 and encodes 306 amino acids. NCBI's taxonomy places the organism in Eukaryota, Metazoa, Arthropoda, Branchiopoda, Diplostraca, Daphniidae. The record is from RefSeq and is a predicted model, not a curated record.
GUUCCCCUUUUCGACACGUCAACAAGAGCGCUUAGUCUAUCUGCCAUUUACUGUGCCAUCAAAUUUCAACCUGUUGCCAUGGCUAACUUUGCCAUCACGUUGCUGCUAGCUAUUGUCUCGAUGUUGGCUGGAUCUACUACGGGUGGACCGAUGGGCUCAUCUUCUGCAUCAAGUAGCUAUUACCAGACCACAACAACGAAAGAGUACUACACCACCAAGAAAGCUGAAUACUACACGACGACUUACGCUGCUCCCAGCUACUACACUGAGGCCCCGAAGUACUACACCACCAAGGCUCCCGAGUACUACACCACAGCUUCCUACUACACAACAAAGGCGCCUGAGUACUAUACUACAAAGGCUCCGGAGUAUUACACCACAAAGAAGGUCGAGUACUACACAAAAACCUACGCUGCCCCUGGCUACUACACAGAGGCUCCGAAGUAUUACACCACCGAGGCUCCAAAGUACUACACCACAACGUAUGCAGCCCCUAGCUACUACACCGAGGCUCCGAAGUACUACACCACCAAGGCACCUGAGUACUACACAACACCGGCGCCUUACUACACCAAGACCUACGCAGCUCCUAGCUACUACACCGACGCUUCCAAGUACUACACCACCAAGGCACCUGAAUACUACACUGAGGCUCCAAAGUACUACUUGGCUCCAAGUUACACCACCACAGCAGCUCCUUACUACACCACUGAAGCUGCCAAGUAUUACGUAGCGCCAACCUACUACACCACAGCUGCCCCAACUUACUACGCAGAGCCGACUUACUACACCGAGGCACCUCAAUACUAUUCAGCCCUGAGCCACUACGAGACCGCCGUUCCAGAUCACUACACCUAUACUGAGGCAGUUUACUACACAGAAGCGCCAGAGUACUACACCACGACAUACGCCGCUCCGAGCUACUACCCUAAGGCCCCCAAGUACUACUCCGCCCCGAGUUACAUGUAUAGUAGCCAUUUACAGCAGCCGCACGUUUGACAGGACAUCAAUCUUCUUCUUUCAGUUUGAGGAGGUCAGCUGCACGAGGUCGUUAACUCUGAUUGAUUUCGUGUGUGUGAGAUUGGUGGUGUGUAUGUGCAUGGGGCCGGUUUUAUCGGAAAAAUCGAAUCGGCCGAAAAUUCAGUGUGUUACCGUAGUGUGUAGUGUGUGUGUGAUCGGUGGCGUGGUGGUGGUGGAAGUAGGAAAGAAAGAGGAUCAAAGAUGGCCACCGGGUGGACAUCUUCGUCGUUGACGUCUGCGAAGAAAGAGAAAUUCCAGCAAAAACCAGCGAUACUGGACGAGAGCAGGGAAUCGCUCAGCUUGUUGUCAAUCCUCCGGGCGUUGGAUGUUCCGGUGACUGAAGAUCAAGCCUGGGCAAUUUUAUACCAGUCGGCUAAGACGGCCCUCCAGUGUUUCAACAGCGCCAAUCCUCGUGAAAUGCAGGUGAUGAAGUGCUUCGUCGUCAAAUUACCGUCUCACCUUUGGAUUCAUCGCGACGGUCACGUUCACCCGCACUCGUUCCAGGUGGCCGCCGAUUCCAUCGAAGCUGAAAGGCGGACGGUAGCCGAGUGUCAAUCACAGAUGGAUGAAAAGAGGCCUGUCUUGGCCGACUGGUACCGUCGCGAUGAAUCCAAAGGUGAGACGGUAAUUUGACGACGAAGCACUUCAUCACCUGCAUUUCACGAGGAUUGGCGCUGUUGAAACACUGGAGGGCCGUCUUAGCCGACUGGUAUAAAAUUGCCCAGGCUUGAUCUUCAGUCACCGGAACAUCCAACGCCUGGAGGAUUGACAACAAACUGAGCGAUUCCCUGCUCUCGUCCAGUAUCGCUGGUUUUGCUGGAAUUUUUCUUUCUUGGCAGAUGUCAACGACGAAGAUGUCCCCCCGGUGGCCAUCUUUGAUCCUCUUUCUUUCCUACUUCACCACCACCACGCCACCGAUCUCACACACACUUUGGUCGGCCAUAUCCAGUGAGGUGGAAACGUUGUCAGACACGUUGAAAAAUAUUCUUUUCUUUUUUGGAUCCGCUGGAUUCUUCGUACCCGCUAUUUUGAUUUUACUGGUCGCUCUCUAUUAUUAUCGCUCUAAAGCUGUGGCGAAUCGUGCUGUGGUAGAAUCACUCACGUCACAACUGAUCCUCGAAGCGGAAGAUAAACAAUUUUUUAUUACUAGGUUAACCGCUGUUGGUAAACAGCAAUUGCACGUUUGAAUACUUUAUUGUACACCCCUCAAAUUAUUAUACCCAGAUAUGCUUGAUCGUUAACGUUUUUUCCCUCGUACUCAAUAAUUUACAGAACGCUAAAGCCAAAGUUUUAAUGUACCUACUCCAGCUCAAAUUUAGUUAAAUGUAUUUCAUCGGCGUCGAAAGAAUCAAAUUAAUAAAAUAAAAAACGGAAACCCUGAAAA